AUGGCUACUUCCACCGUUCUGGGUUACCCCCGUAUCGGCCCUCAGCGUGAGGUCAAGAAGGCCCUCGAGUCCUACUGGGGCGGCAAGUCCUCCCAGGAGGAGCUCCUCAAGGUCGCCAAGGAGCAGCGUCUCCAGACCUACAAGUUCAUCAAGGAUGCCGGCGUUGACGUUGUCCCCACCGGUACCUUCUCGCUCUACGACCACGUCCUCGAUGCCUCCAACACCUUCAACCUCAUCCCCGAGAACUACGCCAAGUCCGGUCUCGAUGCCCUCGACACCUACUUCGCUAUGGCCCGUGGCCACCAGAAGAACGGCGUCGAUCUCCCUGCUACCGAGAUGCAGAAGUGGUUCGACUCCAACUACCACUACCUCGUCCCCGAGCUGAGCGAGUCCACCGACUUCAAGAUCAACAACACCAAGCCCAUCGACGACUUCCUCGAGGCCAAGGAGGCCGGCUACAACGCCCGCCCCGUCCUCGUCGGCCCCGUCACCCUCCUCGCCCUCGGCAAGCCCGGCAAGGAUGCCAAGGACGCCGAGCUCGACCCCGUCUCGCUCCUCCAGAAGCUCGCUCCCGUCUACGGUGAGAUGCUCGCCAAGCUCGGCGAGGCCGGUGCCGAGUGGGUCCAGAUCGACGAGCCCGUCCUCGUCCUCGACCGUGCUCAGCAGUACGCUGCCGAGUUCAAGUCGGCUUACGAGACUAUCGCCAAGGCCGCCCCCUCGGUCAAGAUCAUGAUCGCCACCUACUUCAACAAGCUCGAGUCCAACCUCGAGAUUGUCAAGACCCUCCCCGUCGCUGGUCUCCACAUCGACCUCGACCGUGCCCCUGAGCAGCUCGACGAGGUCCUCUCGGCCUUCGCCAGCACCCAGCACGUCGUCUCGCUCGGUCUCGUCUCCGGCCGCAACAUCUGGAAGACCGACCUCAGCGCCGCCCUCAAGACCGCCCAGAAGGCCGUCGAGAAGCUUGGCGACGCUUCGCGUGUCCAGAUUGCUUCCUCCUCGUCGCUCCUCCACACCCCCAUCACCAUCGCCAACGAGAAGAAGCUCAGCGCCGAGGUGCUCGACUGGUUCUCGUUCGCCAACGAGAAGUGCGCCGAGAUCGCCACCCUUGCUGCCGCUCUUCGCGACUCCAACUCGGCCGCCGACGCCCUCGCCGCCAACGAGAAGAGCAUCAAGGCCCGUCGUGACUUCGAGAAGAACUCGGACUCGGCCGUUCGUGAGCGCGUCGCUGCCAUCAAGCCCGAGGACCUCGAGCGCAAGUCGCCCUUCAGCACCCGUAAGGAGGUGCAGAAGGAGCACCUCAAGCUCCCCCUCUUCCCCACCACCACCAUCGGCUCCUUCCCCCAGACCAAGGAGAUCCGUCAGUACCGUGCUCGUUUCAACAAGAACGACAUCACCAAGGAGGAGUACGAGAAGUUCCUCGAGGACGAGAUCAAGAUGGUCGUCGAGAAGCAGGAGGCCCUCAACCUCGACGUCCUCGUCCACGGUGAGCCCGAGCGCAACGACAUGGUCCAGUACUUCGGCGAGCUCCUCGAGGGCUUCGUCUUCACCCAGAACGCCUGGGUGCAGUCGUUCGGUUCGCGCUACGUUCGUCCCCCUGUGGUUGUCUCGGACGUCAGCCGUCCCGCUCCCAUGACCGUGCGAUGGUCGUCGUACGCCCAGAGCCUUACCGAGAAGCCCAUGAAGGGUAUGCUUACGGGUCCCGUCACCAUCCUCAACUGGUCGUUCCCCCGUGCCGACAUCAGCAAGGAGGUGCAGUCCAAGCAGAUCGCCCUCGCUCUCCGCGACGAGGUCAUCGACCUCGAGAAGGCCGGUGUUCGCGCCGUCCAGGUCGACGAGCCCGCCAUUCGUGAGGGUCUGCCCCUCCGCCAGAAGGACUGGGCCGGCUACCUCCGAUGGGCCGUCGACUCGUUCCGUCUCUCGACCUCGGGCUGCUCGGACGCCAUGAACAUCGCCUCGCACUUCUGCUACUCGGACUUCUCGCUCAUCAUGAAGUCGAUCAUCGAGCUCGACGCCGACAUGAUCUCGAUCGAGCACUCCAAGUCCGGUGAGCACCUGCUCGGCGCCUUCAAGAAGGUCGGCUACCCCUCGCACAUUGGCCCCGGUGUCUUCGACAUCCACUCCCCUCGUGUCCCUAGCAAGGACGAGAUGGUGGGCCGCAUCAAGGCCAUGGCCGAGGUGCUCGCCACCGACUCGAUCUGGGUCAACCCUGACUGCGGUCUCAAGACCCGAACCUGGGAGGAGUGCACUGCCCAGCUCAAGAACAUGGUUGCUGCUGCUGAGGAGUGCCGCCAGACCCUUGCUUAA
Molecule: messenger RNA, 2304 nt
Organism: Kalmanozyma brasiliensis GHG001
Lineage: Eukaryota; Fungi; Basidiomycota; Ustilaginomycetes; Ustilaginales
Product: Cobalamin (vitamin B12)-independent methionine synthase MetE, N-terminal
Exons: 1
Coding region: 1-2304 (767 amino acids)
Molecular function (GO): zinc ion binding; 5-methyltetrahydropteroyltriglutamate-homocysteine S-methyltransferase activity
Source: RefSeq, a predicted model, not a curated record